UGGCUGCUGGCUUUUAGCGCUUGCUGUGCCGAAGCGGCUGGAGAAGACACCCUUCCCGUUCCCUUCCCCUCAUUUUCCAGUCGCUUCCUGGUUUCUCCCAUGGCCCAUUCGGCGGCCACCUAGGUCGGGCGUCUGUGGCUGCAGGCUGCGCGCCUCGGAGCGCUGGACUGCCGGCUGCCUCGGGCUGGGCUGGCCGCCGCGGUCUCCAUGGUGACGGCCCCGCCGGUGUCCGGGCCUCUGGGGGAAGAUGCGGCCUGCCGGGCCCGCCGCCUCGCCCCCGGCCUCCCUGCCCGGCCGGGGUCACUGAGGAGCGGGGGCCCGGCCGGCAGCCUGCCGGGCAGCGGGCACCAGUGAAAUCGUACUCUCUGACUGGAGACACAGAUGGCCUCAAAUGAGAGAGAUGCCAUUUCGUGGUAUCAGAAGAAGAUUGGAGCAUAUGAUCAGCAGAUAUGGGAAAAGUCAAUCGAACAGACUCAGAUUAAGGGCUUCAAAAACAAACCAAAAAAAAUGGGCCACAUAAAGCCAGACUUGAUUGAUGUUGACUUAAUCAGAGGCUCAACAUUUGCCAAAGCCAAGCCUGAGAUUCCAUGGACAUCCCUCACUCGGAAGGGGCUUGUUCGAGUGGUGUUUUUUCCGUUGUUCAGCAGUUGGUGGAUUCAGGUUACCUCUCUCAGAAUCUUUGUUUGGUUGCUGCUGCUUUACCUCAUGCAAGUAACAGCGAUUGUGUUAUAUCUCAUGAUGCCUAUUGUGAAUGUGAGUGAAGUGCUCGGACCGCUGUGCCUUAUGCUCCUCAUGGGAACUGUCCACUGUCAGAUCGUGUCGACUCAGAUAGCCAGGCCGUCUGGGAACAAUGGGAAUAGGAGAAGAAGAAAAUUACGAAAAGCUGUAAAUGGUGACGGGAGCCGAGACAAUGGAAACAGCUCCUCUGGUAAAGUCAGAGGAGCAGAAGCUCUAGAGUCCGCACCCAGCGUUGGUGGGUUUUGGGGGACUCUCUUUGGCAACAGGAUUAAAAGGGUGAAAUUAGUAUCUAACAAAGGGACUGAAACUGACAAUGACACAGGCUGUUUCCAUCCUAUCAUUAAGAAGAGACAGGGUCGACCAGAGAUCAGAAUGUGGCAAGCAAGAGAGAAAGCGAAGGUUUCGGAUGGAGAAAAGUGCCGUAGGGAGGCGUAUAGACGUUUGGGUAAUGGAAUUUCAGAUGAUCUGUCAAGCGAGGAGGACUGUGAAGCUCGGACACAGAUGAUAUUAUUGCGUAGGAGUGUGGAAGGGGCAUCAAGUGACAAUGGUUGUGAAGUUAAGAAUAGAAAAUCAAUACUUUCAAGGCACCUAAACUCUCAGGUAAAGAAAACCACAACAAGAUGGUGUCAUAUAGUACGGGAUUCAGAUAGUCUGGCUGAAUCAGAAUUUGAAUCAGCAGCCUUCAGCCAGGGUUCUAGGUCUGGUGUGAGUGUUGGCUCUCGGAGUCUUAACUUGUCAAGAAGAGACUCAGAAAGCACCCGCCAUGACUCAGAGACCGAAGAUAUGUUAUGGGAUGACCUUCUCCAUGGCCCAGAGUGCCGGUCAUCUGUCACCAGUGACAGUGAGGGGACUCAUGUAAAUACCCUUCAUUCAGGGACGAAACGUGACCCCAAAGAAGAUGUUUUUCAGCAGAACCAUUUAUUCUGGCUUCAGAAUUCAAGUCCUGCCUCUGAGCGAGUUAGUGCAAUAAUCUGGGAAGGAAAUGAGUGCAAAAAGAUGGACAUGUCUGUUUUGGAGAUAAGCGGCAUCAUCAUGAGCAGGGUCAAUGCUUACCAGCAAGGAGUCGGCUAUCAGAUGCUGGGGAACGCCGUCACCAUUGGCUUAGCAUUUUUCCCAUUUUUAUAUCGGCUUUUCAGAGAGAAGAGUUUUGACCAACUAAAGUCCAUCUCAGCAGAGGAGGUUCUGACCCUCUUCUGUGGUGCACCACCUGUCACACCUGUUGUUAUUUUGUCUAUAAUUAAUUUUUUUGAAAGACUAUGUCUUACUUGGAUGUUUUUUUUCAUGAUGUGUGUGGCAGAGAGAACAUAUAAACAGAGAUUUUUAUUUGCAAAACUCUUCAGCCAUAUUACUUCUGCCAGGAAAGCCAGAAAAUAUGAAAUACCUCAUUUCAGACUUAAAAAGGUGGAGAACAUUAAAAUAUGGUUAUCACUGCGUUCCUAUCUAAAGAGGCGGGGUCCACAGCGCUCAGUGGAUGUGGUUGUGUCAUCUGUCUUCCUGCUGACACUUUCAAUUGCUUUCAUUUGUUGUGCACAGGUUCUUCAAGGUCACAAAACCUUCCUGAAUGAUGCUUACAACUGGGAGUUCCUGAUCUGGGAAACAGCACUGUUGCUUUUCUUGCUUCGCCUGGCCUCGCUGGGGUCGGAAACCAACAAGAAAUACAGCAACGUUUCCAUCCUGCUCACGGAACAGAUUAAUUUAUAUCUUAAAAUGGAAAAAAAGCCAAAUAAGAAAGAACAGCUCACUCUUGUAAACAAUGUAUUGAAGCUGUCCACCAAGUUGUUAAAGGAGCUGGACACACCAUUUAGACUCUAUGGACUGACCAUGAACCCCUUAAUCUACAACAUCACAAGAGUAGUCAUCCUUUCUGCUGUCUCAGGAGUCAUAAGUGAUCUUCUAGGAUUCAACAUAAGACUGUGGAAAAUUAAGUCCUAAGCUGAGUUGUGUGCCUGGACUCUUUUCUGGCUGCUGUCACACACUGCUUGCCCACUGAGGACAAAAAUGGCUUACUUGAACCAGUGACCCCACCUGCUGGCUGACGUGCAUAAGCCUCUCUGCUCUGGCAAGCCUAUCGAAUGGAGUUUCCAGCGGGGCACAUCCUUUCCCUGGGCAUGUGUGCUAAAACCUGCACUUUCACAGUUCUCAAGCAAUGUGAACAGUCAGCAAACUAAAGCCUGCCUGACAGGACCUUCUGUGUCGGGACAUGUAUGCUGGACCCUCCAGUAUUGUGCUAGUUAUAUUUACUGGAAAUAGGCUUUUGGCUAACCAUGGUAGAUGCCCAGAGAAUGAAGCAAGUAUCUUUUAUUGGAAAUAUGCAAAUUCAGUACUUUUCUAAUAUAGUCUAUGGAUUGGAGAUUUCUCUAUCAAAGAGAGAUAAACUAUUUUAGGUUAAAUCCAAAUAAAAGAACUUUACU
Molecule: messenger RNA, 3149 nt
Organism: Microtus ochrogaster (prairie vole)
Lineage: Eukaryota; Metazoa; Chordata; Mammalia; Rodentia; Cricetidae
Gene: Phtf1
Product: putative homeodomain transcription factor 1
Cellular component (GO): endoplasmic reticulum
Source: RefSeq, a predicted model, not a curated record